AUGGAUUCGAUGGACGACAUUUUGGAAGAUCAUUGGAGUUGUCUCAGUGGGAUGUAUACCACUGAUCAAGAAGCUGAUUUCAUGGCUCGAUUGCUUAGCAACUGUCCCCUACCUGAUGAUGAUCGGCUCGAGCUUGAUCGGGGGUCGAACACGAAGAUCCCAUCGUCUGUUUGGCCUGUUAAUGUCGACAUGACAAUGGCUGAUGCUACUGUUUCAUCCUGUUCUUCGGAUAUGAGUAGUUAUAGCCCUCCCGGUAGUAAUGUUCUUCUUUCGUCUUCGUUGAGCCAAGAGAGGUUUCACCUGAGUGAUUCUCACCCGGUUUUUGUAGCCGAUAAUAGCACCGUUUCGAUCGAUUUUUGUAUGGAAGAUGACACGAACACGAGUUCGUUUCUCGUUGAUGUCGAUGAUUGUUUAAUCGCGGAAGAACCUGUUGUUUCUGAUAAGAUUUCGGUACCCAAUAAGACGGAGAAGAAAUGCAACAAUGUAGCCGAGAAUUCGAAGAAACGAUCUCGGACUAGUUCGGGAGACAUUCAAAGGACCAGGAGAAAUGCAAGGUCGAAGAAGAACGUCGACCAAGACGGUGGUAAUGCUGGUCUGAACGGGCAAAGCUGGGCCACUUGCUCAUCCGGGGAUGACACGAAUGCCUCUCCGGAGUCGAAUUCGGGUUCAAAGGGCAAUGCAGCACUAAAUUUGAAUGGCAAAACAAGAGCCAACAGGGGAGCUGCCACUGAUCCUCAAAGCCUUUGUGCAAGGGAAAGAAGGGAAAGAAUCAACGAAAGGCUGAGAAUUUUACAGAACCUUGUCCCCAAUGGAACAAAGGUUGAUAUUAGUACAAUGCUUGAAGAAGCUGUCCAAUAUGUCAAGUUUUUGCAACUGCAGAUUAAGCUGUUGAGUUCCAAUGAUCUAUGGAUGUACGCACCCAUUGCUUACAACGGAAAGGAUAUCGGACUCGAUCUCGAGGUUGGGACUGCAAAGAGAUCGUAGAAAGAUGUCGUCGGAGGUGCAGGGACUGCGGACCAUCUCAGUUGGAAACAUAGGGCUAUCUGCAAAUUCUCUAAAAUUGAAACAAGUCGUUGC
Molecule: messenger RNA, 1077 nt
Organism: Hibiscus syriacus
Lineage: Eukaryota; Viridiplantae; Streptophyta; Magnoliopsida; Malvales; Malvaceae
Product: transcription factor RSL2-like
Exons: 3
Coding region: 1-984 (327 amino acids)
Biological process (GO): regulation of transcription by RNA polymerase II
Cellular component (GO): nucleus
Molecular function (GO): DNA-binding transcription factor activity, RNA polymerase II-specific; RNA polymerase II cis-regulatory region sequence-specific DNA binding; protein dimerization activity
Source: RefSeq, a predicted model, not a curated record